UGUCUAUAUGUAUAUAUCGUAUGUGUUGUCCGUAACUUGGAGAUUCGUUUUUUCACCCGCUAAACUUCGUGAUUUGGACUUUUGGUCAAUAGCUAAACACUUGCCCUGGUUUCAGACUCAGGUAGGCUCCUUUGGCUUGCGAGUAUCACCCUUAUGUCUUGGUUGCAUGGGUUAUGGAAAGUCUUGGCAGGAUAUUAUGGGAGAGCAUGUGGAAAACGAGGCCAUCUUGGACACCUAUGUAGAAGCAGGUGGUAACUUUUUGGAUAUGGCCAAUAAGUAUAACGAAGGUGAAACUGAGGAAAUCAUCGGAGAGUGGAUGAAGAAAAGAGGCAAUAGAGAAAGAAUGGUCGUAGCUACCAAGUUUAGUAUAGGAAUGCGGAAAAAUGAUCCUAAUGCUGUGGGUAAUCAUAGAAAGAAUAUGGUUUCAGCCGUAAAGGACUCUUUGAGACGGUUGCAAACUGAUUAUAUUGACUUGCUUUACGUACACUUUUGGGACUUUACAACCCCGAUUGAAGAAGUUAUGAGUAGUUUCCACGAUUUAAUUUCAGCUGGAAAGGUGCACUAUGUUGCUUUUUCGGAUACUCCUGCGUGGGUUGUAGCAAAGGCCAAUACUAUUGCAGAGUUUCGUGGUUGGCCCCGUGUAGCUGCAUACCAAGGAAGAUACUCGCUAUCAGAUCGUACCAUGGAAAGAGAGCUGAUUCCAAUGCUUAGAAGUGAGAAGAUUGCACACGUCCCUUGGGGUGUUUUAGGACAAGGGAAACUUACUGGUAAAUAUCAGAGAGGCACGCAACCAAAGAUACGAGGCGGAAUCACACAAAUGACUGAAAAAGAUUUUCAGUUGCAAGACGUGGUUACAGAUAUUGCGAAGCAACUCAAUGUUUCCAACAGUCAGAUUGUCUUGGCAUGGAUGUUAAACCAUCAACCUGGAACUAUUCCAAUAGUAGGUUGUCGAACAACAGCACAGCUAAAAGAGCAUAUUCAGGCACUCAAUAUCCGACUGAACGCUGAACAAAUGGAGAGACUGAAUGAUGCCAGCUCUAUAGAGCUCGGUUUCCCACAUGACUUUAUAGGUCAGACUUUUAAACAAAAUCCAAUCCUCAAAUAUCGAGGUAAUGAAAAUAUUGAGUUGGAUGAUAUACCUUUGCAAUAAAGAAUAGUGGAUUGUGAUUGUCGUCUUGCAUAAAAUUUGUCAUGAAGACGAUAGUUCUUUGAUAUAUUCCAGUGACUCUUCGGGUGGAUAAAACAUAAAGUCAUCUAGUGAUCCAAAUUCGCCCCUUUUCAAAUUUGUCAAUAAAUCACUCAACUUGUAUACCUGUACUACCGGAUCAAAGUUUUUUUCACUAUUCUUCUUCGCAGCAUUCAACAAACUUUCCAGAUCUUGCUUCUUCAAGAAGAGUGGAAUGAUCCGCUUUACUUGCGGUUGCUCCGAUACUGAGCCUUCUUUCUCCUCACUCUCUUUAUGGAGUGAUAUCUGAACUUCCAGUCUUAGUUUUUCUACUGCAAAUACCGGAACGUCAGCUCGGUCAAAUUUAGUUUUCAAUAUCAAGUCUGCAAACUCCAAAUCUUCCACAUUGGGUGUCAGGUGAAACCUGUCAGAGCUUGAAACAUAGCUAGGGUCUAUCUUCCCCUGAAUAAAACGUUCUGCAACAUCAAGUGUCAAAGGAAAUAUUUUUGUUUUCACCUCAGUGUCUUGCGAAGUCACCAACUCUUCAAACGAAACGGCGUCAUCUUUAUCAACAAAGAAAUAGCCAUCUCGUUGCUUCUCAUUCAUAGGACUUUCCAAUAAAAACGGUUUACCUUCG
This is a messenger RNA of Galdieria sulphuraria, 1802 nucleotides long. RefSeq names its product aldo/keto reductase. The record is from RefSeq and is a predicted model, not a curated record. The coding region runs from base 8 to 1150 and encodes 380 amino acids. The transcript is spliced from 4 exons. NCBI's taxonomy places the organism in Eukaryota, Rhodophyta, Bangiophyceae, Galdieriales, Galdieriaceae.